GAUCCUCAAUUACCGCGGGGAGAAUGCGCCUUCUUGCUUCCCGACUCCAAUGGCCGCGCCACUACCCGUCAGCGCUGCUCCUGUAGAAGCUUCUACCCGCCAGACGAUCGGGUCAAGUCGCUGUGUGGUUGCGGGCAUCAGGCCUGGCACCAUGAGGCCCAGCCGCUGCCUUCUGUCUCGGUCGAGGAACACCAGGGCGUGGUACAAGAGCUGCAGAGAAUGAGGCGCAAUCUUGCUGCACUCGAACAGAGAUUCGCCAUGGAAUGCAGGAGACAUGCCGACGUUGAGAGAACGUGGAACAGCCUGCAUGCGAGGCAGUACCAAAACAUGAAGCAUCUCAAGCUUGAUCUCGACGACAAGGUCGAAAGCGUGCUCGACAAGGCGACGGAGCAGCUGGACUCGGUCAAUCUGCUCUCGAAAAAGGUCGACAUGAUUGACGACCUGACAAUGGACCUGGAAAACCGCUUGGAGCGUUUGGAUCCCGGCGGUGGUGCUGCUGGUGCUGGUGCUGGUGCUGGUGCUGGUGCUGGUGCUGGUGCUGGUGCUGGCAGGCUGUCCAGAUCGCUCACUCCCGUCGUCGAGACGCCUCUGCUCGAGAGAAACGUCGAAGAGCCCAUGCCAGACAUCUGUCGCCAUCUGCCCAUACGCACCCAGAGAAGAACUGCUCCCUCCACCUGGUCCUGUCGCGUCAUCUUUAUCCCGCGACGCGCCCAGCGCUACGUUCCCGAGCACGACAGCCUGGCCACCCAGCGCUGUCUCUCGCGUGGCCUACAGCAGGAGAUUACCUUUUCAGGGACCGACAGUGCCUCGUUUGUCAACACCAUCGAAUCCGUCUUUCGCCAGUGCAUACGCGCUCGUUCGUGGAUGCCUCUGAUCGGCUAUCGUCCCGCAGACGAGCCGUUUGGCCGCAUCCUCUUGCACACCCUGCCCGACGAGCAGCUCGACCGGAACAAAUGGGACCACUCCUUCAUCGACAGCCAGUGCAUCGCACACGACAAGCUGCUGGGAGACUUGCUCUACAUUGCCCUCAUCAACGACGACCUCAGCUGGACCGAGAUCAAGUGGCUGCCUGCCGUCACCGGCGCAAACGAGGCCUGCUGGCAGCACGACGACGACCUGGACGGCCCUGCCAAGGCAAACUUCAAGAGCCUUGAUGAGCGGAUAAUGUACGACUACUCCUACGCCGACCCCCCGCCAUACUCUUCACGCACCCAGUCCGAGGCCAGCAAGCGCUUCUCCGGCCUCGACGUCCUGGCCAACCGCAGCCUGUCCGAAGCCAGCAUCUCGGCCCACAGCGUGUCUGGCGUGUCCGAACGCAGCCUCCCCAUAUCCUCGCUCGACUCCAUCAUGUCCGACGACGACCACCACCGCGACAAGAAGCCGCGUACAAAGGCCUCGUUGCCCUCCCUUGCCAAUGCCAGCUCCGGCUCCGGUUCGACCGCGCCGAGUCUCUACGUCUCCGGCCGCAGCAAGCGCAAGCUCUCCACCAACACAAAAGUCAAGGAGCCACUGCACAUUAACGUCUCCAGC
This is a messenger RNA of Pseudovirgaria hyperparasitica, 1530 nucleotides long. RefSeq lists its product as uncharacterized. The transcript has 2 exons. The annotation marks the transcript as partial. NCBI's taxonomy places the organism in Eukaryota, Fungi, Ascomycota, Dothideomycetes, Acrospermales, Acrospermaceae. The record is from RefSeq and is a predicted model, not a curated record.